Molecule: messenger RNA, 4537 nt
Organism: Ctenocephalides felis (cat flea)
Lineage: Eukaryota; Metazoa; Arthropoda; Insecta; Siphonaptera; Pulicidae
Exons: 21
Coding region: 132-4532 (1466 amino acids)
Molecular function (GO): UDP-glycosyltransferase activity
Source: RefSeq, a predicted model, not a curated record
CGUAACAACAAAUGAUUUAAUUCAGAAAAAUAUAAACUUUGGGUGCAAUGUAACAUAGUUAAUCAAUUCAAAUUUGGUUUGAUGUAAUAUUUAUACCAUUUAUUUGUUUUAUUAGAAACUUUGUGUAAAAAAUGCUUCGUUUACUGUUUUGUGCUUUAUUAUUUGGCGCCCUGAAUGUUGAAGGCGCCAAAAUAUUAAUGAUGUUUAAUGCUAUCUCAAGAUCACAUUAUAUCCUAGGAGAAGCACUUGGUUUGGGAUUGGCAGAAAAAGGACAUGAGGUUACCAUGAUAAGUCCGUUUAAAAAGAAUAACAAUCACGCAAAUUUUAAAGAAAUCAUAUUGGAGGAUGCUUUUGAUUCCUUACUUGCAAAGGAAAUGCAAAAUAGUUUAGUCGACAAUAAAAAUCGUAACAUGUGGAAAAUGGUUUUCCGAAUGGCAUACAUUGGUGCUGAUGGUACAAAUAAAACAUUUCAUAAUACUGAAGUGCAAAAAUUAUUAAAAUCUGGACAAAAGUUCGAUGUAUUUUUGACUGAAUGGUUUAUGAAUGAGGCUUUAUUAUUGAUGGCACAACAUUUUAAUGCAAUCCCGAUGGUAAUGAGCACAGCAGGAUCAUCAGGAUGGACUAAUAAAAUGGUCGGGAAUCCUUUCAAUCCUGCUUAUGAUAUUAAUCUCAUUUUGCCAUUCACAAAUCCAUUGAGUUUUUCUGAAAGAUUGAUAAGUACUGCAUUCAUGGUUUUGGAGGAGAUUCUUUAUUGUCGUCAUAUGAGUCAUCAAUCUGCAUUAUAUGAAGAACAUUUUCGUUCACUAAACGGAAGAGAUCGUAUGAAUGAACCUGAUCUUCCAUCAAUUGUCACCAACAUAUCAUUAUUAUUGCUAAAUUCGAAUUUGGCAGUAUCCAAUGCAAGGGCCUACGUACCUAACGUUGUCAGUGUAGGUGGCUUACACGUAAAUCCAGGAAAACUUCCAGAUGAUCUUCAAAAAAUACUCGAUGAUUCUCCACAAGGCGUAAUCUAUUUCAGCAUGGGAAGUAAUUUAAAAAGUUCAAAUCUACCAGUUGAGACCAGAAAUGGAAUCUUGAGAACUUUUGCAAAAUUGAAUCAUACAGUGUUAUGGAAGUGGGAAGAUGAUAAAUUACCUAAUCAACCGAAGAAUGUUAUAAUCAGAAAGUGGAUGCCCCAACAAUCAAUAUUAGCUCAUCCAAAUGUGAAGCUAUUCAUUACACAUGGUGGUUUGCUAAGUUCCAUCGAGGCGUUGUAUUUCGGCAUUCCACUUGUUGGAAUUCCUGUGUUCGGAGAUCAACCUAUGAAUAUGGCAAGAGCUGUGAAAUCGGGCUAUGGCAUUAAAGUUGAUCUAGAUACAAUUAGCGAAGAAAUCCUAGAUGAAGCUAUAUCUAAUGCACUUGAAAAUCCAAAGUACAGAGAAAGAGCGCAAUUUUUAUCAAACAUUUUCCGCGACCAAGAUCAGAGUCCUAUGGACAAGGCGGUGUCCAGCAUCGAGUAUGUCUUACGGCAUAAGGGUGCUCCAUUUUUGAGGUCACCUGCUGUACAUAUGUCAGUUUACCAAAAAAUAUUACUCGAUGUCAUAGCAGGAUUGCUAGCUAUUAUUCUGUUGCCGAUAUUUAUUUUAUAUUGGGUGUUUAAAAAAAUUGUUAAGAAAUGUUGCAGAAGUUCAAAAGUAAACAACGCGAAGAAAAGAAAUGCUCAAGUUUAUGGAGCUAAGAUUCUCAUAGUUUUUAAUGUUGUAUCUAGAUCACACUCGAAUAUAGGACAUGCGCUCGGUAUAGGAUUAGCUAAAAGCGGACAUGAGGUCACCAUGUUUAGCCCCUACAAAUGGGAGGAGAGCCAUCCCAAAUAUACGGUUCAUAUACUUACUGAAGUUUUCGAAUCCAAACCAGCUCAAGAAUUUAGAAAUAACACAUUUGGUUUAAACAACAAGUCCGUAGUUCAAAUGUUGAAAAUGAUGACGAAGUUAGGCCAAGAAUCUGCAUUAGGAACAUUCUACCAUCCAGAGAUGCAGAAAUUAAUUAAAUCUAGAGCAAAGUUCGAUAUGUUUAUUUCGGAAACUUUCAUGAACGAAUGCCUAUAUAGUUUGGCAAAUUACUUCAAUGCCCAUUCUGCAUCUGUGAGCACUUUUGGAACAUCGUUCUGGACUGACAAGAUGACUGGAAACCCGUUCAAUCCCUCAUAUACUUCUAACACAUUUUUAACUUUUGGAAGUCCAAAGACGUAUUUGCAAAGGUUGGGCAAUACAGUACAAACUGUACUGGAUUAUUAUUUAUACUGGAAGCAUCUGAGUGAUCAACAGCCCUUGUAUGACAAUUUUACAUCUACAUUAUACAAUGGUGAUAUGUCAAAAGUACCAUCAUUUACAUCAGUAAUUACAAAUGUGUCUUUAGUCCUUCUUAAUUCCAAUUUUGUUGUAUCUGAUGCUCAAGCAUUUGUUCCAAAUAUGAUAAACAUUGGUGGAAUUCAUAUCAAUCCCAAGAAACUACCGGAGGACUUGCAAAACAGGCUUGAUAACGCUAAUGAAGGUGUAGUAUACUUCAGUUUAGGAAGUAAUUUGCGAAGUGCUCAAUUACCAAAUGCGACUCGUGAUGCAAUUUUGAAAACAUUCUCCAAACUAAACAAAACCGUUUUGUGGAAAUGGGAGGAUGAAAAUAUGCCAAACAAACCGGAUAAUGUUGUGAUCUUACCUUGGAUGCCACAACAGGCUAUAUUAGCGCAUCCAAAUGUCGAAGUUUUUAUAACACAUGGAGGUUUAUUAAGUUCAUUGGAAUCUUUGUAUUUCGGAAAACCACUUGUUGGUAUUCCAGUAUUUGGGGACCAGCCUAAGAAUAUGGUUAGAGCUGAAUGGUCAGGAUACGCAGUUAAAAUUGAGUUGCAUGAAAUAACAGAAGAAAGAUUAACACACGCUUUGUCAGAAGUUUUAACGAAUCCAAAAUACCGUUUGCGAGCUCAAGAACUAUCAAGAAUUUUCCGAGACGAACGUCAAACUCCAGUUGAAAAAGCUGUUUCAUCAAUUGAGUAUAUAAUUCGGCACAAAGGAGCUCCAUUUUUACGUUCGCCUGCAGCUAGAGAAGCCCUUGGAAUAGCUUUGGCUGAUAAUGGACAUAAGGUUACUAUGGCGAGCCCUUUUAAAAGAGCUGAAAAUCAUACAAAUUUCAAGGAAAUCGUCUUAGAAGGAUUAAUUGAAAAGUCUAUUAAUGCCAUGUAUAACUUUGAAUCCAAUGAUAGAUCUGCACUGAGUAUGAUCAAGUAUAUAUUUGAUGUUCGGAAUAAAUUUGCUGAACUAACUAUGCAACAUCCAGAGAUGAAGAAAUUAGCCAACUCGAGUAAAAAAUUUGAUUUAUUUAUAACGGAAUUUAAUUUAAAUGAGUGUAUUUUUGGUUUCGGGUACCACUUUCGUACAAUUAAUAUUGUAUUUAGUACAAUUGGUACGAAUUAUUGGACUGAUGAGAUGGUAGGAUUCAUUAAAAGUCCUGCAAGAGAGCCUAAUAUUAUUCUUGGAUAUACUGUGCCUAUGACGUAUUUUCAAAGAUUUGUAAAUAGCUUAUUUUAUAUAGGAUACGAUUAUUUAGAUCGGUCUCGCAUGAAUUAUCAAGAACAGUUAUAUAAGAACUUUUUCCAACCAUUGCAAAUUGGAUCACCAACUCAAUUUCCAUCAUUGAGUGAUCUUUAUCGAAAUUUUUCUUUAAUUUUGCUGAAUAAUAAUGUUGCAGUGUCAAAGCCAACGCCACAAUAUCCAAAUAUGAUUAAUGUUGCAGGAAUGCACAUUAAAUUACAGAAUUUAAAUGAGGACCUUCAAAUUUUAAUGGAUCAAGCCAGAGAAGGCGUAGUUUUAUUUAGUAUGGGAGGGAAUUUAAAGAGUUCGAACUUACCCAAGGAAUAUCUAAAUAUUAUGUUAACAUGUUUAGGUAAAAUUAAUCAGAAAGUACUUUGGAAAUGGGAAGACGAGCAUCUUCCAAAUAAACCAGAUAAUGUUAUAAUUCGGAAAUGGUUACCGCAACAAGAUAUACUAGCACAUAACAACACUGUUGCUUUCAUAACGCAUGGUGGUAUGCUCAGCAAGAUAGAAGCCAUCUACUUUGGGGUACCAUUGUUAGGAAUUCCUAUCUUAGGAGAUCAGUUUAUGAACGUUGCAGAAGCUGUUCAGGAUGGCAUUGCAGUUUCACUCGAUCUGAAUAAGUUGACCGAAAAUUCAUUUGACACAGCUUUAAAUGAUAUUUUAUACAAUUCAAGUUACCGUGAACGUGUACAAAAAUUAUCUAAAAUAUUUCGAGAUACUCCAGAAACUCCAUUGCAAAAAGCUGUUAAUAGUAUAGAAUAUGUUUUGAGGCAUGAUGGAGCUCCAUUUUUAAAAGCACCUUUUGAUGAUAUGCCGAUGUAUCAAAUCCUAUUAAUAGAUGUCAUUGGCGGAAUAAUAGUUAUUAUAGUUGCAAUAAUAUGGAUAGUUUAUAUCUUAGUUAGAUUUCUAAUUACAAAGAAAAAUUCACAAAAGAAUAGUAAAGUUAAAAAAUCAAAGAAGAUCUCAUAAUUGAU